Rangifer tarandus platyrhynchus (Svalbard reindeer) is the source of this 342-nucleotide messenger RNA. The record is from the annotation of a GenBank genome assembly. NCBI's taxonomy places the organism in Eukaryota, Metazoa, Chordata, Mammalia, Artiodactyla, Cervidae.
AUGGCCAGCCAGCUCUCAUCUCUUCCUUCUAGGAAGUCCCCACCAAGGAUGCUUCCAAGAGGUCAGCGGGCCUGGCAGCUGGCACAGGCCGCCAUCUUCCUUCUGGCCCCACAUCCCGUGACCUCCAAGCUCACGCGCAGCCUCGCUGACCUCCUGGCCCGGCUGUGCGCGCAUGCGCAGUUAGAUUAUGAUUCAGCUCCUCUCCUUCUCUCCCCAGCGUUUCUCCUGUCCCUCUGUGGACGGUUACUGCAGGAGUGCACUCAGGCCAUCAAGCACAAGCUGCCCUCUGAGCACAAAGCUUCGUGGAUGGGACAGCCCGGCGUCGUGGCUCUCUUCUUCUGA